AUGGCCGUGAAAGGUGAACUGAUUUGUAUGAUACUUAUAAUGGGUAAGAGAGCAUGUAGUAAGGUGAUUUUAUAAAUUUAACCCAACAAAUAUAUCGUGUGCGUCAAAGAGUAGGAAUCGGUGGUUUAACCUACAGCUCUGUUUUCAAAUCAAAACAACUAUCCAGUUGCUGUGUAAUACUCUAAGAUGAAGAAUAGUUCGUAUUUUGCGAUGGUUGUCUGCGGAAGGCAUCAUCAAAUCCUUCUUGAUUUUUCACGGAAGUUAGCGACUUUAUAGAUCGUCAACACUUCUUUCAUUUUUCACUCUUGCCUAGUAAACGCAUAAAUGUCCUGGUCGUAGUGGUUUGAAAUUUCAAAAUUUUACGAUGUGUUUCAUGCCAUGACAAGUCUACAUGAGAUGCUGGUCGUAGUGAUAAUUUCUAUUAUCUUAAUUUAUGUGAUUCACUCAUGUCAAAGUGUGGGUUUUCAUUUGUACUUUAUGUUCCUAAUUGAACUAGGAUGACUGUUUAUAAGGAAAGUACAGAGAAAUUAGAGGUCGUUAUUUGCUGAACCGUUCGCGCACAUUGGCUUGGGAUGCCAAAAAGAGUAUUCACACAUCUUGAUCAGGACCAAGCAUGCUAUAAGCCAGAUCGCAGAAUUUUCUGAUCCCAAGUGUUAAGGAGUUGCUAGGAAUGAAUUUAUAGUCCCAGGUGCUUGUUAAUUUUAGAUACAUACUUUUAAAUUAAACAUGAUAUGCAUAAAAAUCCUAUAAUUUUCAUGGAGAUAAGCGGCUACCUUAUGUGAGCCAAACAUCUACGAACUAAGCAUGUGGGUGCAAUUAUUUCUCCCAAAGUCGCGCUAUUUCGCAGGUCAAAAAUAAUUCACACUCUAAUGGUAACUGACAACGUGCCUACCAUUUAACUUGAAGCAUGUAUGUGCAGCCGAAUAUAUGGAGCAAAGAGUUAACGGUCUUCGUAUUUAAAGGUUCAUGUACAUAAUCUAGACCUUUUUUUGUUGCUUUCAACACAAAAUAAUAAAAAGCCUAAGCAAAAAAUCGAUGUUCAAAUAGUCGUUUAGGUUUGACAAGUCUCUCAGGGUUGUCACUUAACGUUAAUAUCAGUCAUUACUUCUUUUUUCUUGUUUGUAUACUUAGUUUCAUGCAAAGUCCCUUUUACUGCAAAGCCUUCUUCUUUUGCUUGGAUUAUUUGAUCAUUAAAUAGUGCGUUUUUUCUGGUAACCAUUUAGGACAAAUUAAAAAUAUAUUAACCCUCCUUAUUGGUUCGAUUGACCAACGUCAAUUACCUUAGUGCCUCAAUAAAAAGUCGUGGUUUCCAAGCGCCUAAUCUUACUUCCUUUUUGACACAGUUGCAGUAAUGAUACUUAAAUACGUUAUAACUUUUUUUAGCAAACUCACCAUCAUUUUUAUGUAAGCAAUUCAACAAGUCUACCUGCGGUGAAUAAAUUUUCACAAAGUUGCGCUUUUACCGCGUUUGCCGGCGUUAUAUCACACGGGGGCACAUCAAAAAUUUCCGUUUACCCUAACUUAUGGAAACCAUUGCGAUAAUUUUCAGCCAGUUUUUUCUGAAAAUUGAUUUAUUUGAUCCAUCACAAUUCUGCUAACAUGGGAAGCGCUCUGUAAAGGAUUUGAUGGUCAUUUUUUCUCUCACAUGAAGAUAUGUCUUAUUCUGAAUUUUUAAUGCUGAAGACUGAUCAAAUGUACGUAAAGUUCUGCAGCAGUCGGCUCCUAUGGCAUUUAAGGAACGUUUCCAAAAUCUGAAUUGCUUUUUGUUCGUACUUUUCUUAAGCUCUGUGGUAAAACAGAGAACGGGAUGAAUGUUUUUUCAACUAGGGACGUAAAUUUAUAAGAUUGUUUGCACAACUAAAUAAAACAGCAUCGUUAGUAAAAAGGUUCAUGAAAACAAUUAAGUAAUAGUUUAAAUAAUGUAAUUUCGUCAAGGAAGAAGCUUACUUCCUUGUUUUUCAACGUGGCAUUAGGCCACCUAUAGCAGUUUCUUCCAAUUAUUGAUUUAGAUUGUUUCAAAAUUGGUCAACUACGAAUGAAUUGCGCACUUUUGACCUUUUACGGUUAGCAUUACUGCAUAGUUGCUGAUAGUUUUUGACACUUCGACAACAAAUUAAGACAAAUAAAGUUACAAAUUCCCUCUGAAUGUCUCAUCAAUACCAUCUAGGUUUGUUUCAGGAAACUAUAUUAGUAAAGUUGACCAGUUAAAUUCAACUCAUUCUCUCAUUCUUGGUUUCAUACUUUAAAGGUUGUUUCUAUUCAAAUGAAAAUGCCGGGCACAAAUUUUGAAAUGUUUAUACUGUUAGUGCUGAACUCAAAACAUUGGCAGACUGUCUUGUAGAAAACAACGCAAACCAUUUAACAUACACAGGAUCGUUUACUGGAAUUAAUAGCAAAUGGUUAAAUGUAAAGUUUUUGAAAUAACUACUAUUUUCUGCUUCAAAAUUGGUGUAAACUAGCAGCGUCUACAAGAAUGAGUAAUCUUGAAUAUCAUAUCAUCCACCGUACUUCGGUGGUAGGACCAUGUCAACAUUUACUUUCGUGGAUCAUAGUAAGAGGUGAAUCUACUUCAAUCCUAAACAACUUGUCUAUCGAAAACCGUGAAAAGGUGAGAUGCCACGCGUAAGAGUCAGUAAUGACUCAUGUCUGAAUUUGUUUACAAUGAAGCAAAUUUACGCAAAUUCCACAUCACCUUCCGGUUGCAAACUCAACUAAUUCUGGUGGUAAAACUAAUUGCAACUGCAGAUUGGCGAAAACGCAGUUGAUGAUAGGGUUAAACCCAAAGCUACACGCAUAGAACGCGAACUUGUUCCUAAUUCUAAAUAAACCAUUUCUCAAGGAGGGGAUACCGAAGCAGUAAUCACUGCAUUAUGAAAAAUAUAUACCAAUCUGAUCUUCGUUUUGGGAGUUAACCCACAGACUGGCCAUCAUCUCAGUAGGUUCACUUUGACGAUUUAAAGACCGCUUACUCCGUCUAAAGUAAUGGACCUAAGCAUUGGCUUCGAUCACGAACCACCUCAGUUUCGACUCCCCUCUCAUUUCAAAGACUCGACUGGAGACUAAAUUAGGCGCAGUGGUUGAACUGAUGUAAAGCACCCAUCAAUGUCAACUGGACAAAGGCUUGCAUCAAACAUGCUCAAAAAGGACCUUGUAAGCCACAUAUUAGAAAGGAAAAUCUCGAUUCCAACCCUUUUUCCGACGGAAGACUAAACUACUCUUUCAGUUGGCAGCCUCCUUAACCGCGAUCGUUGACGCGUCAUAGAGGGUUUAAGGUAUGAAGUAUUGAGUAGAGUAAAAACGAGAGUUCCAUUGUUGGCCUCUAAUACUUUCACCCUCUUUAUAAACUGUUGAGGGGAUUAACUUCAUGCGAGACCUCCAUCCAUCGCGUGCCCCCAUACAAAAAUCCAUCCUCCAAUUACUAUAAACAACGUUUACGAAAUCCAUGCACGACUAUUAUGUGAGGAGUGAUUGAGCGAUUAAUGUUUGUGUGAGAGAUGAAUGCUGGAGCAUUCUGGGAACUUUACUACGCAUGGGAAUAGGACCGAAUGAGUUCAUGCAGUGUCCUGGAGGGCGAGGGGUAAGGAUUUUGACAGGAGAAAACGAGUUUGACGGAUAUUUUUUGCAGCUUUCAUAACAUGGUCAGUAGGCAGACAGCUGGUGUCCCAUCGUGUUGUGGGGCUAAAAAUAAUCAGUCACAGUGCAGACAAAUUGUUACUGUGCCCAAAAUGCUGGCUGACACGCCUUAUUGUUGGGGGGGGAUGAGUAGGGAGGGGUAUAGCUAGUGUAGUGGGUAGGAAAUUGUCCAGCUAGAAUUAACAGCGACAGGAAAAUGAUGGUAUUUUUAGGACAUUGGGAAGUGGUUCUUCAGUGUUGGUGGCGUUUUGCUGCUUGAAAGGAAGAGGGAUGAAUAGUCGCGACGAUUCUGUUCGAAUCCGAUCUUAUGUAAUUCAGCCAAGUCAAGUGGUUAAUAGGCGGGUAUGGUGUACAUCCAAGGUUUUUGAGCGUCUGCUAUGCCUUGAUCAGCAAACCAUAGCAAUUUCAGCCUGGAGUGCGUUGGCAAUCUUCUGGCACCCGGUUCUCUGGCGCUCCCGCUGGGUAUUCAGGUCGUGUGCAUGUCUGCCUAGUCUCUUCUGUUAUUGUUGGUCAAAAUUCUGGUCAAGUGCGUGUUGUGGACCCGGGGGUGUGGAGUCGAGCGUCAGGCUGAGGCUUCGACCACGCCAUCCGCCUGCGCCCUCCCCCGCCACUGGUCUUCUUGACACUGUCCUGAUAUCGGGUUCAGGGGGGGGGGAGAAAAUUCGGUAGAUGCUGCACGGGUAUACUCUCACUACAAACUAGUUAACGCGCAAGUCUUUUUUUGUCUUGAUUUGAUGCACACGGCAGACAUUGCCGGAUGCGACGUCUAAACUUUCACGAUGUAGAUUUAUUGACGGUGGUUUAACUUUGAUGGCCUUGUUGACGACAUUCUUGUCUUACGUGCCUGCCAUUUCGCCCUGACCUCUCGUAUUCCGUGGACUUAGGAAGCUGCUGCACGAGUUCUCCCGGCAAACCAACAGGCCUGCCCUAUUCUAAGUAGGUGUUUUUCAAGCCCUUAUGCUCGCAUUUUCUGUAUCUGUGUAGGGUAUGCUAGAUUCCUCUGCAGGGGUGUCUUUGUACACCAUGCCUUCGUGCAUCCAUAAUGUGUCAACCUAGAGGGAUCGCUCCUGCAUGCGCACGACAUGACCAUUCCGUCAGAUUUCAAGGCGUUUUACUUCGGCAAAGUUAUUGAGAGUGCCAGUCGGGUCCAGGACCUGGGUAUCCGUAAGUCAGCUGAUAUCUCAAACAUUCAUCAGCGGGAAAGGUUGGAUUGUCAGGACAGCAGCCGUGUGCAUGUUCCGUUUGGUGCUUAGAAAGGUGCUGUUGGGAUACCAACUGUGUGGUUAGCUCUGGAGACUAGUAUUCCGUCGCGCACACUGAUUGUUCUUCAGGUGAUAAUUCCCAGGUGAGAGUACUGGUGUACGUACAGCGGGUGGUUGUCAGUGACAGUUGUGGUACAUUCGACACACACAACAGCUAACGCUGGUCGCAGCGUGAACACCGUUUCCUGACUGCAUAUGUGUCGUGCGACACAAUAUGUGGUGUUGAGCACAAAUUACAGAGACUCCCGCUCGCUGCACACCAGCUUAUUGCUAAUGAUUUAAUUUUAAUUGUCAACAACGAAUUUGCAUUAAUAUGGGUGAUAAUGUCGGCCACUGAUCCUCAGAGGACUGACGCCAGCCUCUUACGCCAUCCUUCUAUAUCAGAAAACGGAUUAUAUUUGAGAUUCGGAAUAGGUAGAUCAGGUGUGGUGUUCUAAGUAAAUCCUUUAAAAGUUACUUGUCAAAAUAGUCUUUGAUUGAAUGUUAACGGGAUUAGUUUCCAGUACAAUGUGUUUGUGGUCUCUUAUUGUGUCUUCGUCCUCAAGGACCGCGCGAAAAUAAAUAACAGUAAUAUUCAUUUUUUUGCAUUCUACUGUAAUUGUAAGAAUGAGACCGUGCUCUUGAAAGAGUCGGUGUAACAUCAAAGGUUCAAGCAGUCAGAAGGUGAUUUUUAUGCGAUGACGUCGACCUGCGUGUCUCCGAAUUCGACCAAAAUGCCCUGUCUUCAGGCGCUUACAACAAAGUUUCUAACUGCGAGAGCUGAUCCACAUUCCAUUUUUCCUGAUUCGUACAUUUAAAUUUCUUCAUAACGACUGCCCUUCAGUUUCGAUUUAGAUAGGUCUAUUAAUUAUGUUUAUUUUGAAUUUAGGUGUUGCAGCCCAAGGAAAGAAUGUUGAUGAGCUGGGCGUCUUCUUCGGUCUGCAUGCUUCAGGUGCCCAGACAGUCAGCACCACAGUUGGACCAAAAUCGGAAUGGAGCGUUGAGAGUGAGGUUCGCUUAUACGUGGAUACCUCAGCGGACGUGGUGAUUCUCACAUGUGAGGUAUCCCUACCCUCAAAACAGCACAGCCUUCAUCUUCUUUGUCCCCUGAUUCCAGAGACUCGACUCUGUUUCGAGAACUGCAGACGUGUUUGCAGUCGGCCGGAUUGUUCAGACAGUCCCGAGCUUUUCAGUGUGGAUUGUGUGGAGGACGCUUUUGUCCGAGACAUGUAUAAUAUAUGGAAAUUCCGAUAUAUCAUCAAUCGGUAUAAUGUCGCCAUUGACGGUGCAUGGAGUUGUUUCCAUGCUGGCAAAGAGACACGCACAGUCAAUGUUACCUCAGUGCAAACGACUAGUGCAGCACCGUCUACGGCACACUUACCCCUUAAUCUGCCUCACAUUUGGUCAUUCAAGCAGUCCUCGGAUGGCCGAAUAGAGGAUGGUGUAGAGGCUGCAACCCAUGAGAGCAUGGACUAUGCCGGCAAACUGGACAUCGAGGAAGAUUUUUUUAGCAACACCUCAUCCUUUACCUCCAGAGAAGCUUGGAGCAGUAACGGAACACUUCUCAGUCAUUUGAUGCAAGGUAAGAAAGCAAUUUUUAAAUAAGGGACUGGGUUCUGUGUGGUUUCACUCACAGUAAGUUCAUGAGUUCUGUCAGUAGUUGUUGAAUUUGAUGGAGUUUUUGCGAUAAACCUACUUCUAGAUGUUGCAGGCUACGUAAGAAAUAAUCAGUAAUUAUUGUGAACUGUAAACACUAAGAAGAACGCACAUUCGAACUGCGCAAAACCCAGCUUCUGGGUUGGAAGACUAGUAACAGAAGGAUCGCUGUAUUUCGGAGGAAUUUGUCAUUUAUAUAUGUAUGAAUAAAACGUUAUUAUCCACAUACCAGGUUGGGACACGCGACAUCGGUCAGCUAAAUAUCUUUAUUCGUACCUGAAGUUUAACUUUCUGAUUAUGUGGGGAUAUAAACUUGGCAUAGAAACAAUUCGUCUUUGGAGAGGUGUACGCUAUGUUUGUUUUCAGAAUUAACCGGCAAAGAGAUUAUAUUGUACCGUAAAUAAAUGAAACAGAGAUAUUGUUUGAGUCAGACGGAUUGCUAUUUGUCGGCCAAAUCUAUGAACAGGGAGUUUAAGGGAAACCUGGGAUAUCUCACGCUCUUUUUAAAUAGUAUCGAUGAGGCACGAUACCCACUCAAUCUUGCGUGUUUCCAAUAAAGCACGAAAGCAGAAUACCCGGUGGAUUUAUUUUCCGAACAUGUGUCCAACCUGUAGGGUAUGUGACCACGUCUGUUCUCGUCGCAGUCUGAGUCAAGGGCAUGACUCUCUGGAGACUGCAAAUUUGGCAGGAAUAAUCAGAGUAGAUUGUGCGUUUCGGCAGUAUUCUACCUUAGGUGUUACUUUGUUAUGGAAAGGUGUCCAUAAAUCAUUAAUCCCGCAUGCAAUCUAAUUUUCAAGGAUGACAUCUUCUAACUGACAGUUGAACAUAUCAUACUUCGGCUGUGAAUAUUAGAAGGCCCGCACAAAAAGGGGACAUGCAAAUGUUAACAAUUGGUUAGAUGAGGGUAAAUUUGCUAGGAGAUAAUCACUGUUCCCGAUGUCAUAGUGACUUAUAUUUAUGUGUUUAAGAAUAACAGCUGUCUGAGCAGUCUUCACAUAUGGGAAAGGUCUUCGUUUCACAAACAGCCCACAGACGUUACCGCGAUUUUUACUCUCCUAAAAGUCGAAAUAGUCUACUCACGCAGCUUGGCUUGAAAAAUUAACUGUUGAAGAAUAAAUCCGCUCAGUAUACAAAGACAUGGAAACCUGGGCAAUUUUUCUGCCUAUUUCUAAGAAUGUUAAGUGAAUUUCGGUUUGUUUACUCAUAAAUUGCGAUUUUAUAAAAGUUAAAGGAUGAUGUUAUGAAAAGCACUCCAACAUUUGUAGCAAACACUUGGAAGGCCUUUUCGAAAACAAACAGUCCUAAGACAGCUAAGAAGUAGAUGGUCUAAAAUGUACGCCUUAUUCUGGUCACAGGUAAUUUACAGUCGUUGAUGUUUUUGAGUUUUUUAUUGAAAAAUGACCACCAGUCCGCCAUAUUUGACUCGCGGUAAACACCUUUAGGUGCCGUAGCAACUGUCUUAAUUAAUAAGCCGGGCAAAUUUUUUAGGGCAGUCAAAAGGUUUUAUUGUAUUAAUCUCCACUAAUCACGUAAAUUAUUUCACACAAAGUAAAAUUAAGAUCACAGUGGGUUUUGCAUGGUCAUUUCAACUCGAAACAUUUGUGUUAUUAUAUCACCUUAAGUGCUUGAUACAUUUCAUUUAGCAAAUAAGCUUUAAAGAAACUAAUUUCAAGUCGAUAGGGAGUAUUAUUCACAGAUCUUGUUUGGCCGUCGGAUAGAAUAUUGAAGUUUGUUUGCUAAAGCAAACGCCAUGGCGGAAAUGAAGAACGAUUUCCAAAAUGGCUUCAUGUUGAAAGGGAUUUCCUAUGAUAUUUCAUAAAUAACGCUGGUAUAUCUGCGUUGUUUCUCUUUAGCUAAUCAGUUCUCUUAG
Messenger RNA from Spirometra erinaceieuropaei, 8400 nucleotides. NCBI's taxonomy places the organism in Eukaryota, Metazoa, Platyhelminthes, Cestoda, Diphyllobothriidea, Diphyllobothriidae. The record is from the annotation of a GenBank genome assembly.